This is a messenger RNA of Vigna angularis (adzuki bean), 1044 nucleotides long. Its product is annotated as pentatricopeptide repeat-containing protein At3g61520, mitochondrial. The record is from RefSeq and is a predicted model, not a curated record. Gene Ontology annotation, molecular function: protein binding. The transcript is spliced from 2 exons. The coding region runs from base 1 to 1044 and encodes 347 amino acids. NCBI's taxonomy places the organism in Eukaryota, Viridiplantae, Streptophyta, Magnoliopsida, Fabales, Fabaceae.
AUGGUGGUGAAGGGAGAGAGAAGAUGGGUCCUCGUAAAUCGUGCGGUUCAAAAUUUGGAUUGGAGGAAGACGCUCCUCUGUGAUUUUGAGGGUCCCAUUGGAAAGUAUUGGUUACGUAUCUUCGAAGCUUCAGACCAUCUCCUCCUUGUCACUCUCCGCUUAAACUCCAUUCCCAAAGCCCUCGAUUUUAUCAAUUACCUCAGAAGCAGAACAGAGCACCACCAAGCCCUCUCUUGUGUGUUCGAAGGCGCUCUUGAACUCGCUACGCAGCACCCUAAUUCGCAGAAAGAGCUUCUCAUGCUUCAUAGUUACCGAAAAUCCAAUGGUGAUAACAUUGCUCUCACUUCCAGAUCUGCUUUCCUCCUUUUGAAGUGCCUAGGGGAGGCCCAAAUGGUGGACGAUUCGCUUCUUCUGUUCAAGGAGCUCGACCCCUGUUCCAAAAGUUCCGGAAUUUGCAACGAAUUGCUUAAGGGGUUGUUUAAAUCCGGUUGCAUUGAUGAUGCCCUCCAGGUGAUUGACGAAAUGCUUGAACGGGAUUCUGAUUUUCCUCCCGAUGAUUUCACGGGGGAAGUUGUUUUUGGGGUGUUGGGGAAGCAGGAGCGCCAUGGAAGAAGCUUUGCUGAUAAUGAAAUUGUGGGGUUGGUUACCAAGCUGUGUGAGCAUGGAGUUUUCCCUGAUGCGUUUAAGCUUACCCAAAUGAUAACGAAGAUGUGCCGGCACCGGAAAAAUGGUGUGGCGUGGGAUCUUUUGCAUGUUGUGAUGAGAUUGGGUGGUGUAGUUGCGGUUAAAGCUGCGUCUUGCAAUGCUCUGUUAACUGGGUUGGGAAGGGAGAGGGACAUUCAGCGGAUGAAUAAACUGAUGGCAGAAAUGGAAGAGAUGGGGAUAAAGCCCAGUGUUGUGACCUUUGGGAUUCUUGUUAAUCAUUUGUGCAAAGCUAGGAGGAUUGAUGAGGCACUGGAGGUAUUUGAUAAGUUGAGCGGCAAAGGAGAAGGUAAUGAUAGGUUUGAUGUUGAGCCUGAUGUAACGGCCGUUUGUCCAAUUUAA